Molecule: messenger RNA, 1284 nt
Organism: Eucalyptus grandis
Lineage: Eukaryota; Viridiplantae; Streptophyta; Magnoliopsida; Myrtales; Myrtaceae
Product: NAC domain-containing protein 1
Exons: 3
Coding region: 137-1126 (329 amino acids)
Biological process (GO): regulation of DNA-templated transcription
Molecular function (GO): DNA binding
Source: RefSeq, a predicted model, not a curated record
CUUGUCUUUCUCCUGAGUAGGAGGAUUACAGCUUAACUUGUCCUGAUCAUUGACAAGCUUGACAUCUUGCAAUAUAGUUCUCCUCCCCCUCCAAAAAAAAAAAGGGCCAAGGUUUUGAAAUUUGGCUUCAUCAAGAAUGAAGAAUUGCCUUCAACCAAAUCUCCCACCAGGUUUCAGGUUUCAUCCAACAGAUGAAGAGCUCAUCCUUCAUUACCUCAGAAAGAAGAUGACCUCCACUCCUCUUCCUGUCUCCAUCAUUGCUGAAGUUGAUCUAUACAAGUUUGAUCCAUGGGAAUUACCAGGCAAGGCAACGUUUGGGGAGACAGAAUGGUACUUCUUCAGUCCUAGGGACCGGAAAUACCCAAACGGCGCGAGGCCAAACAGAUCGGCGGCGUCAGGUUACUGGAAGGCAACCGGGACCGACAAGAUCAUAUUGGACUCGUCCACCGGCAAGAAUCUCGGUGUGAAGAAGGCGCUUGUGUUCUACCAGGGGAAACCUCCUAAAGGAAUCAAGAGCCAGUGGAUCAUGCAUGAGUAUCGCCUAGCGAACUCUCCCGUUCCCAUCUACAGCGACAAAGCCAUCAAGCUUAAAGAGUUGUCCAUGCGAUUGGACGAGUGGGUUCUCUGUCGCAUCUACAAAAGAUCAAGUGCAGCAUAUUCCAUAACACCGAUGGCGACAGCGAGCGAUGAUCCGGAGGAAGAACAGCGCUUGACUAGAGAAGAUAUCAAUAACGACAACAGCACCGUCGAUGCGAUCAGGCCCAUGAUGAUGAUGAACGGUUCUUCAUCCUUCUCCAACUUGUUUGAUGCCGUGGACUUCUCGAUGCUGAGGAACUUCCUGUCGGACGAUUACAAUGGCCAGUGCAGUAAUGCUAAUGAUGUUAGGGACGUCUUGGUCUCAACUCAGAGUGCGAAUCAAGCGAGUUUGGACCAGAAGAUGUUUCAGAGCCUUCCUCAGUUGACAAGCUACUCAGCGGCAUCGCAGAAUCCGCUCAAGCGCAAGUAUUCAUGGAACGAAGAUUCAGAUGCGGCGAAUUUGGUGAAGAGAAAUUUGAUGAGCCAGACGUUCUUGGAUCAGCAUGUGCUCUUGAGCCCGCAUCUUCAUCAUCAGUUUCAAGGGUUUUGAAUUGUUAGAUCUCCGGAAAAUUGAGGGGAAAAAAGAAAAGUUGUUGUGAGGAGAUUCAUAUGGGAAUGUAAUUUAUUUAGCAUAUUGUCAAAGUUCACCAUUAGUGAAAAUAUAUUGUACGUCAAUAUAUGAGAUUUUAUGAUUGUGAGGUUUCAUCA